AUGAUUUCUCCGGUUUCCCCUCCACUCGGUACCACCCAGUAUCCCCAUACCGACCUGAAGAAAUGGAAACACAUGUUGCAAGACGAGAUUGCCCAGAACGGUGUCGACAAUAAUGACAUUUGCGAUAUCUGUCCCUGCACCGGCGCACAGGAGGCACUUGUGGCUCUCUCAGUCGCCAACCCCAGGACCUAUGUUGCUCGCUACGUCUACAGUCUGACACCUAAUACCGACGUCACACGCUUUCAUCGCGCAAUCGAGACAGUAGUGCUAGCCCAUACAAUUCUUCGGACUCGAGUGAUCCAAACUAGUCGCCUUGGCAGCGUUCAAAUCAUUACGCGAAAAGUAAUACCCAUCACGAAAGCCAAUUCGCUCAAACAGUAUCUCGAAGAAGACUUGGAACGUGGGAUGAGCCCUGGGUCACCGUACUUGAGGCUGGCUCUGAUCAACCCACCUGCUGGAUCAAACACCUAUUUUGUCGUGACAUUGCAUCAUGCCCUGUAUGAUGACUGGUCAUUAAACCAAGUACUUCAUGAGAUCGAGUGUGCCUACCGCGGAGACACCAUUCCGCCUCGGUGCUUUUCCGAUUUUACGGUAUACGCCUUGGAAGCCAGCCAGUCCGAAGGAACGCUCGCAUACUGGUCAAGCGUCUUGACAGGAGCACAGCAAUGCGCCUUUCCGCCUUUGCCCAGCGGCUCAUAUAAGCCCGUGGCCAAGGGGUUUAUGGCGCAGACAGCCGAAUUGGAUUGGAUGGUGCAGCUGCCCGAGAGCAUGCAGACUGCAAUGGUGGAGCUAGCUUGGGCAAUACUGCUUGCUAGAUACACGGACUCGACGGACACGACCUUUGGCGUGACUUUCACUGGACGUAGAGCGCUGUUUCCUGGCGUGGAUCACAUGUCCGGACCCACGAUUGCCACCGUUCCACGGCGUGUGCAAAUGGGCCCCAAUGAGGAAAUCCACAGGAUUCUCUCCCGAAUGGAAGCAGAAGAAGUCAAAAUGACCCCAUUCGAGCAAUGCGGGCUGCACAACAUUCGACAGCUAGGAGGAGAUGCGGCGGCCGCUUGCCAAUUUCAGAACCUUCUCGUGAUUCAGGCUCCCGCUCAGCACGAAUAUGAGCGUAUCACCGACAUCAGCAGUGAGCAGAGGAUUCUGGCAAACCAUGCCACCUUCGGAACCUACGCACUGACUUGGGUUUGUGACCUGUUGCGUACUGGAGUGCGCAUCCAAGCCGUCUUCGACGAGGAUGUCUUGUCCAGGCCACAGAUGCGGCGCUUGCAGCGACAAUUUGUCAGUGUGAUCUCGUCGUUCGGCAAGAACAUUGAUAGAGGAUGGCUGGAUGCAGCUUCUGUGUGCCCUGAAGACAUGAGCGAGCUGCGGGAGUGGAAUAGGAUUCCCGUAGCCAAAGCAACUGUAUGUGUGCAUGAUCUCAUUCGUGAGAGAUGCCUUGCGCAGCCCAACGCCCUUGCUGUCUCUGCAUGGGAUGGGGACUUUCAAUACCGCGAGCUGGAUGAUCUUUCCACUCGACUUGCUAUUAAGCUCCGUCUCCUGGGAGUUGUUCCAGGGGACUUUGUACCGCUGUAUUUCUGGAAGUCCCGAUGGACCACGGUUGCCGUUCUCGCUGUAAUGAAGGCUGGAGCAGCGUUCGUGCUUCUGGAUCCCUCUUUGCCGGUAGAUCGCACGAAGGAGAUUGUCCGGCAGAUCGAAGCUUUCAGCGUGCUGACGAGCCCUGAGUUGGCCCCGGCGGCGGCUAGCUUUGCGUCGGUUGCGGUCAUCGUAGGCAAUAACUGUGCAGCCAUCGAUGCUCCUGCCAAGCAUCCCCCAGCGUUCCUUGGCGUCUCCUCGGUUACCCCCUGUGAUCCUGUGUAUGCAGUGUUCACGUCCGGCUCAACUGGAACACCGAAAGGAGUGGUCAUUGAGCAUGGCUCCUUCGCAACCAGCACGCUCGCCUAUAUCCGGGCUGCAGGGAUGGACCAGACCACCCGUGCUUUACAAUUCGCCUCUUACGCCUUCGAUGUCAGCAUUUCCGACACACUGGUGGCCUUGGUUGCAGGGGCAACAUUGUGCGUCCCUUCUGAGGAGGAACGCAAAGGCGACUUGGUGCAGACCAUAUCCAAGUAUCAAAUCACCUGGGCCGACUUCACGCCCUCGCUCAUGCGCCAAUUCCGUCCAGCGCAGAUGCCGACUCUGCGCACCCUCGUCUUGGGUGGUGAGCCUAUGUCCCCCAGCGAUGUGAGCACCUGGUCCCCGUAUGUCCAUCUGAUAAACACAUACGGGCCUGCCGAGUGCUGCGUUCUGGCCACCAUCCAACCAAACGUCACGGUCAGGACAGGCCCUCGCGAUAUUGGAACGGGCAAUGCGGCUAUUUGCUGGGUGGUUGACCCCCAUGAUCAUCGACUCUUGGCACCAGUCGGCGCGAUUGGCGAGCUUGUUCUCGAAGGACCAAUUGUGGGCCGCGGCUAUCUGAAUGGAACAGUACAAACUGCGCAAGUCUUUGUCGAGCCACCGGCAUGGCUGCGCACCUUCCGGCAGGACCUGGGCCAGCCAAUCCCUGCCCACUUGUAUAAAACGGGUGAUCUCGUUCAAUACACAACCCAGGGCUCAUUGCAGUAUGUUGGUCGCAAGGAUCUGCAGGUCAAGCUACGUGGUCAACGCAUCGAGCUCGGUGAGGUGGAGCACCAUGUCCGUAAUACAUUUCCAGACGCCGCCGAUGCCGUUGUAGACAUGGUCAGCCUGGUUGACGGGCAAAUGGAGCCCCAGCUGGUUACAUGGAUUAAGCUGGAAGGCGAUGUGGAUACGUCGGGCCCGCCUCUCCUCCGGCCCAGACCAUCCUGGACGAACGCCAUUCGCACAGCGCGGGAUCGCCUGCGUCAGAUCGUACCAAACUUCAUGAUUCCCUACGUUUUCUUUCCUGUUCAUAGCUUCCCGAGAACGAUGUCCGAUAAGAUCGACCGACGUCGUCUCAAGACAAUAGCAUCUACGUUGACUAGGGAGGAGGUUUCGAGUUAUCAAACGACCUCGCGUGCAAAGAAACCAGUGACAAGUGUUGACGAACUCCGUCUUCAAGAACUGUGGGCCAGAAUUCUUCGAAUCAAGCCAUUGGAAAUUGGUGCAGAAGAUGGAUUUGUUGACUUGGGUGGUGACUCGAUCACGGCCAUGACGACCGUCACGGCCGCUAAGGCUGAGGGCAUUUCUAUCAGGGCGUCGAACUUGCUACAGAAUUGCAGCCUAGAGGAAAUCGCCCAGGAGCUGCAAGGGUCUUCUGUCACAUCAAAAGUGAGCUGGGGAGCAGAAGCUGCGUUGGCGCCAGAUUUAUUUGGUCUUGAGAAGAUAUGUCCCAGGGACACAAACGGUAUGAAGCGCACUGCAACACCAAUGACGGUGAUACUCACGGGGGCUACUGGCUUCCUGGGCAAUGAAAUCCUCCGUUGCCUCAUCGCCAACACCGACAUACAAACCAUCCACUGUGUCGCAGUCCGCGACCCCUCAAGCUCCCAAUUGCCUACAUCAAACGACAAGGUUUUCGUACACCCAGGUGAUCUCACAAAGCCUGGGCUCGGCUUGAACUUCACCUCUAUUCCAGACUGGGUCUCUACAUGCACAACAAUUAUACACUGCGGUGCAGAUGUCUCCUACGCAAAGGACUAUGCAGUUCUUCGUUCGACAAAUGUCUACUCAACUCGCCAAUUAGCCUACUUGGCCAUCACUCAGGGCAUUCCUAUUCACUACAUUUCCACCGUUGCGCUUGCCCAUUUCCCGGGGCUAAAUGACCUCCCCGAAGCAUCCAUCCGUACUCAUACGCCUGAAGCUUGCGGCAGUGGCUAUCUUGCCUCGAAAUGGGUCAGUGAAGUACUCCUGGAAGCUGUGAAUGCCACCUACAACAUUCCAGUCACAAUCUACCGCGCAUCCAGCAUCGUCGGGUCCGGAGCACCAAGCACAGACCUGACAAACGCAGUUCUGCGUUGCUCGCGCGCUAUGAAAUGUGUUCCUGAUCUCGAGUCACAGGGUGGGUUUGUGGAUAUGAUCCGUGUUGAAACGAUAGCUCGCGAUAUUGUUGACACGGUGCUGUCUUCUCGGUCUCGCAAUGCGGCGACGCAUAGAAAAGAGACGCCAGUGACUUAUAUCCACGAGUCUGGCGAGAUUCACUUUCCUAUACAACAGUUGAGAGAGUAUCUCGAGCAGGAAGAAGGAACGCCAAUACGCGAGCAAGAGUUAUCCUCCUGGCUGAGACAAGCCCCCCAGUAUGGCAUGUCUGCCUCAUUAUCGCGAUUCCUGGAUACAGUCGGUCCCAGUGGGUUCGAUAUUUCUCUUCCAUUUGUUGAGAGCCAAUGGACGCGCUUGAGGCAGGACAAGCAGGCGGGCGAACACCACGCGCAUAUGUGA
Messenger RNA from Penicillium cinerascens, 4377 nucleotides. RefSeq lists its product as uncharacterized. The transcript has a single exon. The coding region runs from base 1 to 4377 and encodes 1458 amino acids. Gene Ontology annotation, cellular component: cytoplasm. The record is from RefSeq and is a predicted model, not a curated record. Gene Ontology annotation, biological process: amino acid activation for nonribosomal peptide biosynthetic process; secondary metabolite biosynthetic process. NCBI's taxonomy places the organism in Eukaryota, Fungi, Ascomycota, Eurotiomycetes, Eurotiales, Aspergillaceae. Gene Ontology annotation, molecular function: catalytic activity; phosphopantetheine binding.